Messenger RNA from Micropterus dolomieu (smallmouth bass), 2560 nucleotides. RefSeq names its product inactive serine protease PAMR1-like. The transcript has 10 exons. The record is from RefSeq and is a predicted model, not a curated record. The coding region runs from base 1 to 2217 and encodes 738 amino acids. NCBI's taxonomy places the organism in Eukaryota, Metazoa, Chordata, Actinopteri, Centrarchiformes, Centrarchidae. Gene Ontology annotation, molecular function: serine-type endopeptidase activity. Gene Ontology annotation, biological process: proteolysis.
AUGUCAGGGGACAACUGCCCGAGCUCUGAGUGGAGCGUCAUGUGUCGUCCUUGUUGCGAGUACCACCUGAUCCAAUGUCGCUGUCCCUCAAAAGGGUCGAGGGUAGGCUACACUGUUCCCUGCUGCCGCAAUGCUCUGGAUCAGUGUGAUCCCUGUAUCAUUCACCCAGGCUGCAGUUUGUUUGAGAACUGUAAAACCUGCCACAACGGAACAUGGAAAGCCAAUGACGACUUCUUCGUCAAUGGAAAGUAUUGUACAGAGUGCCGCCAAGGCUGGAGUGGAGGGGACUGUAAAACAUGUGGAGGCGUCAUUCAACGGGCUCAGGGUCAUAUAGCCCUGGAGAGUUACCCAACAAAUGCCCGAUGUGAAUGGCGAGUGCAAGUGGAGAGGAACAGCAGAAUUGAACUGAGGUUUUCACUGCUUAGUCUGGAAUCUGACCAUAACUGUCGUUAUGAUUAUGUUGAGGUGCGUGACGGCAACGAUUUGAGCUCUCCAGUAAUUGGCCGGUUUUGUGGGGAUCAGCUGCCUCCUCCAGUAAAAAGCUCAGGGAACCUCUUGCACAUCCUGUUCACCUCAGACGGCUACAACAACUUUGAUGGCUUUGUUCUUACUUUUCAGGAGACUGCAACCAUCAAGAAACCAAUGUGUGCACUCCCAGAGAAACUGGCGAAUGGAUAUUUGCUGCUUGUAUAUGGCCCAAAGGAGGAGCUUGUAUCUGUAUACUACCGGUGCCAUGCACCUUCCACAAUGAUUGGCUCCCAGCAGAGGAUCUGUCUGCCUAAUGGCACAUGGAGUGGCACAGUUCCCACAUGUGUAAGAGGCCAAACAAGCAAAGUCCGGUGUUCCCCUCCACCAAAAUUGCUCAACGGCUACCACAGACCUGCUCCUAACACAACUGGAGAUGCAGUGACCAUUGAGUUUUUCUGUAAAAACUCCUACAUUCUGAGUGGAAACCACCAGAGUACCUGCCUCUCUAAUGGAUCCUGGAGUAGCAGGAUUCCCAAGUGUGUCAGAGCAUGUCGAGAGCCCAAAGUCUCUGAACUUGUGCGACAAAGUGUUGUGAAGCCACAUCUGAUAUCAAGGUACAACAUGCAUGAUUUGCUGUCAGCUCGUUUUACUCCACUUGCAUUGGAUAAACAGUCAAAAAAAGACGACACCACCUUCCUCGAGCAUCCUCAUGGCUUUCAUCCAGUCUACACGAGUAUUGAGUAUAAGUGUGCCUCUCUGCUCUACCGCCACACAGGAAGUUCCCGACGUACCUGCCUGAAUUCGGGCAGGUGGAGUGGGCGCCGUGUUUCUUGCUCACCAGUUUGUGGCAAAUUCGACACUUUCAGUCUACACAACCUCACAGACACUCAGUGGCCGUGGCACGCAGCCAUCUAUAUCCGCUCACCUCCUAAUCGCACUGCCAGCACCCACAGGCUCAGUAGAAAAUCCAUGUCUAUCCAGCAGGGGGCCUCAGAGGAGUCUACAUUCUGGUACCUUGCCUGCAGUGGGGUUCUGCUCACCCAGCGUAGCAUCCUGGUGGCAGCUCAGUGUGUGGUAGACAAGGACAAGCAGCAGACCCUUCACCAAGCACAUGUGAAGGUUGCCAUAAGCAUGCAAUACCAGACAUCCAAGGAUCAGCUGAAGAGUCACCUCAGGGUUUCAGACAUUUUAGUCCAUCCAAAUUUUUAUUCUGCACCAGACUCCAAUUUGGCUGUGCUCAAGCUAAAAGACAAGGCCAAGAUCAGUCAGCGUGUGUUGCCAGUGUGUCUACCCAAAUUGCAAGGAGGAGAGGUGACAGCACAGGAGGCUUACACUGCAAGGUGGAUUUUACCAAACGAUCACAGGCACCUGAGCCACUACGCUCCCUUGAGCCAGACGAAACUUGUUGAGUUGGGUGAUGUAGCUCAAUGCGAAGGAGAAUUUGCUCAGCGACGAGCACAUUCCUCAGUGAUCAGUGACAAUACACUAUGUGUCAUUAGGAAGCUGUCCAGUCCUCAAAGCCCUUGUCCCAGUGUUGCUCCAGGCAUCACAAUCGUGCCAGCUGUGUUUUCAUCCACAAGUGGUGUCUUGUCGGGUCACGAGGAGACUGAGGGAGCCUCCAGCACAGCCUGGCAGCUUCUUGGUUUAGAGAGUUUCAGCUAUGAUGAAAAGAACUGCUACCAACAGACUUACACAGUUCAGACACGAAUAGCCAACUUUAGAGACUGGAUAGAGAACAAUGCGAAGUAGAUUUUUUCCCCUCAAUAUCUCAUGUAAAGAUGGUUUUCAGCAAAUUAAUCUCUUCAAUUGUCAUUUAUUUCCUGUUUUGUAAAUCUCAGUUGGUGGAAACAGUGAAGAUGGAGCGGACAGUGAGAACACAACAUUUGCUGCGAUAAUAUUGUACCUGCUUUCUGUGUUAAUAUCAUAUGAGAAUUGUUUUCCUGGCAUUCUCUUAUGUGUGCAUGUUAUUGUUUCGUAUUUGGGCUACCUCCACUUUAAACAACUCAAAGUGGUUAAGAAACACACCCACAUACUCAUGAUUUUUCAACAUAAAAAAAUAAAGAAAUCUGCCAUUUUGAGUCGUUGAUGCUCA